Suillus plorans is the source of this 198-nucleotide messenger RNA. RefSeq lists its product as uncharacterized. The record is from RefSeq and is a predicted model, not a curated record. The annotation marks the transcript as partial. Lineage: Eukaryota; Fungi; Basidiomycota; Agaricomycetes; Boletales; Suillaceae. The transcript has a single exon.
CAGUAUCAUUCAAAAUCAGGGUACCUUUUUGGUCGGGGACACAAUAUCUUGCAGACAAUGGAGGAUCAUGAUCCUGACCAAAAGCGCCGCAGAGCAAUAAAUCCCUCAUACCCAUUCGUCGAUCAGGCUGAAUGGCAGCUAGCAGAAUUCAUCGUGCAGCGGCUGACCAAAACCGACAUUAACAAGUUUCUGAAACUA